UGGAGGGAACCGGGAUCAGCCAGGGGCCAGCAUGAGCCGGAGGGAGGGAAGUCUGGAAGACCCCCAGGCUGACUCCUCAGUCUCUCUCCUUCCCCACUUGGAGGCCAAGAUCCGUCAGACACACAGCCUUGCCCACCUCCUCACCAAAUACGCUGAGCAGCUGCUCCAGGAAUAUGUGCAGCACCAGGGAGACCCCUUCGGGCUGCCCGGCUUCUCGCCACCACGGCUGCCGGUGGCCGGCCUGAGCGCCCCGGCACCGAGCCAAGCAGGGCUGCCGCUGCCCGAGCGACUGCGGCUGGACGCGGCCGCGCUAGCCGCGCUGCCCCCGAUGCUCGACGCCGUGCGCCGCCGCCAGGCGGAGCUGAACCCCCACGCGCCGCGCCUGCUUCGGCACCUGGAGGACGCGGCGCGCCAGGCCCGGGCCCUGGGCGCCGCCGUGGAGACCGUGCUGGCCGCGCUGGGCGCCGCCGCCCGUGGGCCCCGGCCUGAGCCCCCAGCCGCCGCCACCGCCGCGGGAGUCUUCCCGGCCAAGGUGCUGGGGCUCCGCGUGUGCGGCCUCUACCGCGACUGGGUGAGCCGCACCGAGGGCGACCUGAGCCAGCUGGUGCCCGGGGGCCCGGCCUGAGCAAGGGACGCGGGGCGCAGCUCGCGCUGUCGCCGCCUCUCCGCCCGUCUGUCUGCACUCCUCUCUCAUCUCCGUCGGUGUUGGCUGCUCU
Molecule: messenger RNA, 716 nt
Organism: Propithecus coquereli (Coquerel's sifaka)
Lineage: Eukaryota; Metazoa; Chordata; Mammalia; Primates; Indriidae
Gene: CTF1
Product: cardiotrophin 1
Exons: 3
Coding region: 32-625 (197 amino acids)
Source: RefSeq, a predicted model, not a curated record